Messenger RNA from Oncorhynchus gorbuscha (pink salmon), 1959 nucleotides. RefSeq names its product basic salivary proline-rich protein 2-like. The record is from RefSeq and is a predicted model, not a curated record. The transcript is spliced from 4 exons. Lineage: Eukaryota; Metazoa; Chordata; Actinopteri; Salmoniformes; Salmonidae. The coding region runs from base 1 to 1959 and encodes 652 amino acids.
AUGAGGCCCUGGACCGACCAUGAGGCCCUGGACCAGGAUGAGGUCUUGGUUGAGGAGGCCUUGGACCAUGCUGCACUGAGAUGGGCACAGAGGAUGUAUGGUCCUUUUCAGGAGGGCGGAGGGGGUGGAGGACAGGGUCAUGUCUCCCCCGCCAGGACAGGGUCAUGGUCUCCCCCGCCAGGACACAGCCAUAUUCUCUACACGGGGUGCUACCCCCAGACCGACCGGGGCGCUACCCCCAGACCGACCGGGGCGCUACCCCCAGACCGACCGGGGCGCUACCCCCAGACCGACCGGGGCGCUACCCCCAGACCGACCGGGCGCUACCCCCAGACCGACCGGGGCGCUACCCCCAGACCGACCGGGCGCUACCCCCAGACCGACCGGGCGCUACCCCCAGACCGACCGGGCGCUACCCCCAGACCGACCGGGCGCUACCCCCGGGCGCUACCCCCAGACCGACCGGGGCGCUACCCCCAGACCGACCGGGGCGCUACCCCCAGACCGACCGGGGCGCUACCCCCAGACCGACCGGGGCGCUACCCCCAGACCGACCGGGGCGCUACCCCCAGACCGACCGGGGCGCUACCCCCAGACCGACCAGACCGGGCGCUACCCCCAGACCGACCGGGCGCUACCCCCAGACCGACCGGGGCGCUACCCCCAGACCGACCGGGGCGCUACCCCCCAGACCGACCGGGGCGCUACCCCCCAGACCGACCGGGGCGCUACCCCCCAGACCGACCGGGGCGCUACCCCCAGACCGACCGGGCGCUACCCCAGACCGACCGGGCGCUACCCCCAGACCGACCGGGGCGCUACCCCCAGACCGACCGGGGCGCUACCCCCAGACCGACCGGGGCGCUACCCCCAGACCGACCGGGGCGCUACCCCCAGACCGACCGGGGCGCUACCCCCAGACCGACCGGGGCGCUACCCCCAGACCGACCGGGCGCUACCCCCAGACCGACCGGGCGCUACCCCAGACCGACCGGGCGCUACCCCCAGACCGACCGGGCGCUACCCCCAGACCGACCGGGGCGCUACCCCCAGACCGACCGGGCGCUACCCCCAGACCGACCGGGCGCUACCCCCAGACCGACCGGGCGCUACCCCCAGACCGACCGGGGCGCUACCCCCAGACCGACCCCCAGACCGACCGGGCGCUACCCCCAGACCGACCGGGGCGCUACCCCCAGACCGACCGGGGCGCUACCCCCAGACCGACCGGGGCGCUACCCCCAGACCGACCGGGGCGUCAGGGGUGGGGAGCGGUCCGGGGUCGGUCCGCCGUCGGUCCGGGGUCGGUCCGCCGUCGGUCCGGGGUCGGUCCGCCGUCGGUCCGGGGUCGGUCCGCCGUCGGUCCGGGGUCGGUCCGCCGUCGGUCCGGGGUCGGUCCGCCGGGGUCGGGGUCCGGGUCCGCCGUCGGUCGGUCGGUCCGCCGUCGGUCGGGUCGGUCGCCGUCGGCCGGGGUCGGUCCGCCGGGUCGGGUCGGUCCGCCGUCGGUCCGUCGGUCCGCCGUCGGUCGGGGUCGGUCCGCCGUCGGUCGGGUCGGUCCGCCGUCGGUCGGUCGGUCCGCCGUCGGUCCGGGGUCGGUCCGGGUCGGUCCGGGUCGGUCGGUCCCCCGGUCCGCCGUCAGUCCGGGUCGGUCCGCCCGUCAGUCGGGGUCGGUCCGCCGGGUCGGGUCGGGGUCAGCGGGGUCGGAGCGGGGUCCGUCCGUCAGGGUCGGGAGCGGGGUCGGUCCGCCGUCAGUCCGGGUCGGUCCGGGGUCCGGGUCGGUCCGGGUCCGGGGUCGGUCCGGGGUCGGUCCGGUCGCCGUCAGUCGGGUCGGUCCGCCGUCAGUCCGGGGUCGGUCCGCCGUCAGUCGCGGGGUCGGUCCGCCGUCAGUCCGGGGUCGGUCCGGGGUCGGUCCGCCGUCAGUCCGGGGUCGGGAGCGGUCUGCUCUCAGGAACAGUCUGA